AUGACGAUGGAGAAGAAGAGAUAUUUCAGCGUUAAACUGGAAAACCGACUGCCUGAUCUAGUAGCUACUCAGACAAAUGAAGGUUUGGAAAAUCCCCCAAUAUCAAAAAAUAAUGAAGAAGAAUCAUUAUUCGUCGAUGAUGAAGAUAGUGAUAUAGAAGAACAUAAUAUACUGAACAACAAUGAAAUCUUAAAUGCCGAAACCGAUGCGUAUCACUUAGAAUACAAAGAAUUUGAAAGUCGAUUAAAGUCUGUAGUAGGAACUAUAUCAUCGCAUGCUAUGAAUCAUUUGUUUAAAAAAUAUCAUGAUAAGCAAAAUUAUUUGAAGUUGGCCGUCCAAGAAUAUUUGCAAGGUAUUGAUGAGAGCAGUGCAGGCACUCAUAACUCUGAAAGUUCUAAUGAUGAAAAUAAAAUUUCAGAUGGUAAUAGAAAGAGAAAUUAUGAACAAGAACAGGAUGACUUAAUGAACAGGCUACAACGAGAGCGACAAAGAAGUCAAGAAGAUGAGAAAGGGAAGUCAUGGAAUCGAUUCAUCGGUAGUCUAAACGUUCAAGCAUGGGCGACUAGGCCAACAACUAAGCCAUUAAAAUAUUUAGAGAAAUUAGAAUUACGGCGGUUAAUGCCAAAAAAAUUGAAUGUUGGCAAAGUUAAUAAGGAGAAACCAAAAUUUGGUGAUUCUUCCAUCAUAAGAAUCUACACGAUACCAAGUAAUGCAGAAGAAUCUGGAAGAGAAAUAGGGCGUAUUCCUGAAGAUAUAACGCGUAUGUUAGUGCCAUUAAUUGAUUUAGAUAUCUCUUCGUUUUAUACUACAGUGAUGUUAGACACUGAAAAGCGAUUAUCUACAGGGGAUUCUUUCUACAUCCAAAUUGAUUGCUAUUUAUCACAAAAUGCUUUUUCGGGUAAGGAGCUAGAAAGAUCAAUGUCUCAGGCUGAUCUGGAUUUAAAUGCUUUGAAAAGACAAAAGAAGAUGGACACAAGAACAAAGUUUGAUUUUUCGUCUGAAACUAACACUGAAGCGAUUUUGAGGUUAAGGCAAAAUUCAUUAUCUAGAUUUUUUCAUAGACUAAACAUCAAACCAAUUCCUAAAAAAUCAAAUAACAGAAAUGAUUCAAAUGAAGCUUCUGAAGCACCGAUUAUGAUAGAUUCCGAAGAUGAAAACGAUGAAUCACUUAAAGAGGAUCAUGAGCAACAAAAUUUAGAUCAAUUGAAACAAAUAAUGCAAGCCAAUCAACAAUCAGAAUUAUUGGAUAGUUUGCCAGAAACAACUAAACCUCCGAUUUCCAAUUUUAAACUAGAUUUAAGGAAUUAUCAAAAGCGUGGUUUAUCGUGGAUGUUAACCAGGGAACGAGAGGUAGCUGCAUUAGAAACUUUAUCUAAAAUCGAUGAUGAUAAUGAAGUCUUGACGACUCAAGCGAAGGCGAAUAUUCAUGAACACAAUGACGCAUUUAUGAACCCAUUAUGGGAUGUAUUUGAAUGGCCGAAGGAUAAUUCAAUACAUAAAUCUAAGGCUCCAAAAAAUGAUGAUGGAAUGGAAGAUAAUUAUUUUUAUGCGAAUAUGUAUAAUGGGGAGCUUUCGCUCACUAAGCCAAUUAUAAGGUCAAUGGUGAAAGGUGGUAUUCUUGCUGAUGAGAUGGGUUUGGGUAAAACGAUCUCAACAUUAGCUUUAAUUAAUUCUGUUCCCAUUGACUUAUUGUUUGAAGAGAAUAAGGAAAUCGAGGACGAAAAGAUUUAUGCUUCUAAAACAACGCUUAUUAUUGUACCUAUGUCAUUACUUUCGCAAUGGCAAAAGGAAUUUGACAAGGCAAAUAAUAAUCCAAAUCAUACAUGCUUUAUUUAUUAUGGAGACCUGGCAUGUACUGACUUAUCGCCCAUAUUAUGCAACAAGAAAAAGGAUAUACCAAUCGUUAUUAUUACAACAUAUGGCACAGUUCUCAAUGAAUUUACAAGACUCUCUAAUCGUAGAGAUGCAAAAGGAUAUUUGCCAAAAAUAGGAUUAUUUUCAGUAAAGUUUUUCAGAAUUGUGUUGGAUGAAGGACAUAAUAUAAGGAAUAGAACGGCUAAGACUUCUAAAGCAAUAUACGAAUUGUUGCUGAACAGGAAAUGGGUUCUAACAGGUACUCCAGUAAUAAACAGAUUGGAUGAUUUAUAUUCGUUAGUUAAAUUUUUAGAGCUUGAACCAUGGUCAAAUUUUUCUUAUUGGAAAACAUUUGUUACUCUUCCGUUUGAACAAAGAAAAAUUUCUCAAACAUUAGAUGUUGUCAAAUCUAUCUUAGAGCCAAUUUUUAUUAGGAGAACAAAGAACAUGAAACAAAGUAAUGGAAAACCUUUGGUCGAAUUGCCUCUCAAAGAAGUUGUUAUUGAAGAGAUUAGAUUUAAUGAAGUUGAAGAAAAGUUAUACAACUGGUUCAAAGUUAGAGCUUCUCAGUCGUUCAAAGAAGGUAUUAAAAGUGGUGACCUAUUUAAGAAAUAUAGCCAAAUUUUAACUCACAUUUUAAGACUUAGACAAGUUUGUUGUCAUGUUGAUUUGGUAGGAAGUGCAAAUGAAAUGGAACAAGAGUUAGUUGAUCCGAAUACAAACGGUCAUUUACCAGAAACUAAUGGUGACUCUGAAAGUAUUUCAGAGGUAAAUAAUAUAUUAGAUCAGUAUCAUGCUGAUAAUAACCAUGAUGAAAAAUUUAAGAAUAAUACUGAAGUUCGUUCAGCGAUGUUCCCAUUGUAUGAAAAGGUUGAUUUGAAAGAAUCUGAAUGUUCAAUCUGCACGCAAUCACCGAUUCCUAUAGGUGAAAUGGCAUUGACCACAUGUGGACAUGCAUACUGCUUGAAUUGUGUAUUAGAACAUUUUGAUUUCCAAGAAAAGAACCUGCAAAAACCAUUAUGUCCUAAUUGUCGUAAAUCGAUAUCAAAAUACAAAAUAUUUAAAUUACGUCACAGGGAAACGUCGGGAAAAGAAAUCAGAUUUCACACAAAACAUGAAUUGGAAGAUCCAAGCCAAAACUUCAGAUUUCAAUUGUAUCUAUAUGACCCGACUAAAACAUCUUCAAAAAUCCAAUGCUUGAUCAAUCAUUUGAAGAUAUUGAAAGAACAAAGUCCUAAUGAACAAGUUGUUGUAUUUUCACAAUUUUCAUCGUAUUUGGAUAUAAUUGAAAAUGAAUUAAAAAUACAAAUCCUGGACGACUUUGUUGUUUACAAGUUUGAUGGCAGACUUAAUAUGAAUGAACGACAAAAGAUAUUAGAGAAGUUUAGCAGUCAAAAGCAUGAGAAUAAGGUAAUGAUUCUUUUGUUGUCGCUUAAAGCUGGAGGAGUAGGAUUGAAUUUGACCACUGCCUCUAGGGCAUUUAUGAUGGACCCAUGGUGGUCUCCGAGUGUUGAGGACCAAGCAAUUGAUAGAAUACAUAGAAUAGGGCAAAAUCUGAAUGUUAAGGUUACCAGGUUUAUCAUGGCUGAUAGUAUUGAAACUAAGAUGCUAAAAAUACAGGAAAGAAAAAAACAAAUUGGAGAAGCUGUUGGUGCUGAGGAAGACGAAAAGAGGAAAAGAAGGAUUGAGGAAAUGCAAAUAUUAUUCGAAGAUGAUUAG
Messenger RNA from Debaryomyces fabryi, 3573 nucleotides. Its product is annotated as DNA helicase. The record is from RefSeq and is a predicted model, not a curated record. Gene Ontology annotation, molecular function: hydrolase activity, acting on acid anhydrides, in phosphorus-containing anhydrides; nucleic acid binding; zinc ion binding. Lineage: Eukaryota; Fungi; Ascomycota; Pichiomycetes; Serinales; Debaryomycetaceae. Bases 1 to 3573 code for a protein of 1190 amino acids. The transcript has a single exon.